Volvox carteri f. nagariensis is the source of this 411-nucleotide messenger RNA. RefSeq lists its product as uncharacterized. The transcript has 4 exons. NCBI's taxonomy places the organism in Eukaryota, Viridiplantae, Chlorophyta, Chlorophyceae, Chlamydomonadales, Volvocaceae. Bases 1 to 411 code for a protein of 136 amino acids. The record is from RefSeq and is a predicted model, not a curated record.
AUGACGUUGGCAACGAUGCUGACGACCAACACGCCGAACACCAACACGGCCAACCAACGUGGCAGCAAUAGGUGCUGUGUACCGCCCAGCCGCCAUGACCGGGAGUCUGGCCGCCGCUCCUUCAUCUCCAGUUGGAAGCCGCCUCCAAGUCGAGGCGGCAGCAUGAGUACAACGGGCAACAGCGCAGUUACCACCGCCUCAACAAUCGUUGUGGAUCAAAGUCAUACCGGGUCAGUAACCAGGUAUGACUUGGAUUCAGAAGGACCGCAUAGCAGCCAGCAGCAGUCAUUCUGGAUCAAAGACUCGGGUGCACACCGUCCGGGUCCGGACCUUACCGGAUUACUGACCCGGUACGACUUCGAUGCAGAAGGACCGCAUAGUAGACAGCCGCAGGUGUGCGUGCCCGCGUGA